Molecule: messenger RNA, 3086 nt
Organism: Misgurnus anguillicaudatus (oriental weatherfish)
Lineage: Eukaryota; Metazoa; Chordata; Actinopteri; Cypriniformes; Cobitidae
Source: RefSeq, a predicted model, not a curated record
CAGUUGAUGUAUAAAUACUGUGAAGAUGACCAAUAAGCAGCUGCUAUCACAACACAUUCUGUUGUAAUGAUGGAGUGUGUUAAAGAGGAGACUGAUCCUGAAUCAUUCACAAUAACACCUCAACAUACUCAACAACAAACAGGCAUGACGGUAGUGAAAGAGGAAGAUCAACAACAAAAUGAAAUGAAGGAUGAACAUCAGCAACACAAUUUCAUAAGUGAAGAAAAUUCAUUCAGUUGCUCACAAACUGUUGAGAAUGCACAUCAAGAAAAAGCAGAAACCAAAAUCUCAAAGAGUUUUCCACAGAGAGGACAUUUAAAUGUUCACAUAAAGUCUCACACAGGAGAUAUGCCAUACACCUGUUCUCAGUGUGGAAAAUGUUUUCAACGAAAACGAAAUCUUAAUGUUCACUUAAAGUCUCACACUUCAGAAAGGCCAUACAGCUGCCCUCAGUGUGGUAAAUGUUUUAAACAAAGACGAAAUCUUAAGGUUCACCUAAAUUCUCACACUACAGAAAGGCCAUACACCUGCCCUCAGUGUGGUAAAUAUUUUAAAAACAAAGGAAAUUUUAAUGUUCACAUAAAGUCUCACAUUGAAGAAAGGCCGUACAGCUGCCAUCAGUGUGGAAAGGCUUACAAACAUAACAGAUGCCUUAAGGAACAUCUGGUCAGUCACGGAGAUGAGAGACCCUUUGUAUGCCCUCAGUGCGAUAAGACUUGCGUAAGUAAAAACAACCUUAAGGAACAUUUAGUAAGUCACAGUGUUGAGAGACCCUUUGAAUGCCCUCAGUGUGGUAAAUGUUUUAAACGACAAGGAGCUCUUAAAUCUCACUUAAAGAUUCACAGUGGAGAAAGGCCAUACAGCUGCCCUCAGUGUGGAAAGAAUUACAAACAUAAAUUCCACCUUAACAAACAUCUAGUCAGUCACAGAGAUGUGAUGCCCGUUAUGUUCCCUCAGUGCGAUAAGAGUUUUUUAAGAAAGCAAUAUCUUUCUAAUCACAUAAAGCCACACACAUGUCCUCACUGCGGGAAGAGUUAUACAUCAAAAGCAGAUCUUGAGAAUCACAUACGAGUUCACUCUGGAGAAAAACCUUUCACGUGCCCGCAGUGUGACAAGAGUUUUACACAAAGAAGAGCUCUUAGGCAACACAUACAAAUUCAUACAGGUGAGAAGCCUUGCCAUCGUGCCAUCUCAUGCCAUCUAUGUGGUAAGAGUUACGCACAUAAACGAAGUCUCAAAUAUCAUCUGCUGUUUCACUCCAAUGAAAGGCCGUUUACCUGCGAUCAGUGCUAUAAAAAGUUUGUUUCAGCUGCACAUCUAAAGAAACACCAGAAGACACAUAAAACGUAAAAAGUUGUGACUUAUUGUGUGGAAAUGACUUUCUGAGAGCCGGAGACCUGGAGCGGGACCAAAAGAUCCAUUCUGGAGAAAAUCCCUAAAGUGCCCACAAUGACUACGUUUACAUAAUUCAAUUAUAAUGGGAUUUUGGCAAUAUACGUUACCUCUGGUAAAAACAACACUUUGAUAAAAAAUAAUGCGAUUAAGCGCAUAAUCGCAGCACACAUAAUCGUAUUAAAAAUGGUGGCAUACACCGUUUUUUUUAAUCGUAGUAUGUGGCCAUGUAAACGCUUGUAUUUGGGUCAUUCUACAAAAAAGGUGGAAAUGCUUGUCCCUUGCUUUUGUAGACCCCUUAAUCAUUUAAUGUGACCCAAUAAUCCCAUAAUGAUAUAUAUUUAAUAAAUAUAGACUGUCCUUAAAAUGAUGAGAGAGUUUAUUUAUAUGAAUUUUUUGUCCUGUAAAUUGCCCGGUCCCUUUGAUCAUACAUGGAAGUUGAACUGUGUACUUCUUAUUUAAAACCAUGUUUUUUAUAAAACAAAACAAAUCUAAUUUACAUUUACCUUUAACCCUGUAUGAAUUUACUACAACACUGAAAUGGUAAAAAACACUGUUAAUAUGAGUAAUAUCAAGUAAAUAUUUGUCCACCAAAUUUAUGUAAUUGGUCUUACCCUACCCAAAGCACUUUUAUUUUGAAACAAUGCAUCAGCUCUUUGAAGUUUUUCAUGGGUCAAGAGGUCAGUGGAAAAAGUGCCAUGGAGGAAGGCAAAAGGUUUUUGAGAUGUCUUACCUUAUUUGUCUAAAAUAUCAUGAUAUAUCUAAGAAUUUUGAGAUAAGGUUUUUUGGAUGUCAUUACUCUUUUUAUAUCUGGGAGUGUUAAGAUCUUUACAUAAAAAUAAAUACAUUAUACUGAAUAAGUAUGUGAUUGUUACAUCUCUGAUGAAAUGGCUUUUAUAAAGCGCAUGGCUAAUGGCAGCCAUUUUGUUAAAAUAUUAGUUUUUUUUCUGUAAAUUGUCAUUGGUGUUACCGUCAUUGGUAUUACUUCUCUAAUGAGUACUCCUAAGCACUAUUUCUUAAACUGACCAACAUAAAAGCAUAAAAACAAAACAAGAUGGAACAAGUUUUAUCAUAUUCAUUAUCUAUUAUUAUAUUCACAUUGUGUCAUUGGUGUUAAACCAAGUUUUGACGUUAGGAAUGUAUUUUCUUUUACUUUCUAGUAAUAUUUUGUUGUUGAUAUGGGAUGUAAGACAUUGUUGAUAUUUCAGUCUUUGCAUCAAAGCCUUUUUGGUUGAAUAUUUUUGUUUUUGUUGGUUUUAAAGAAAAAGUCAAAUAAUUUCAUACACUGCUGGGUAAAGAUGAAGAAUUUAAUUAAACAAAUAUUAAAAAUCAAUUAUUUUUCUUGCUGUUAUCAUUCCUCUACUCAACCUUUAACUAAAAACACAAGUUGUAAUGAGAAAAAAAUAUCUAGUAUCAACAUUAAUGUUGUUUAAAUAACAGGUAACACCAAUGACAAAUACAUUACUCAUGGAUUCUUUAUUAAAAUGUAUUAAAAAGUUUAAAAUAGAUUAAGCUCCUUGUUUUGCGGAUUCAUUUGUCAAGUUAAUUAAUGCUAUUAAAGAAGUUUUGGGUAUGUUGAAAGAAGUUCGUUUAAGCAGAUUUCCAUCACCCGAAUUCCAACUUUUCUGUAGAAUGACCCAUUUAUACCACACUAACUGAAGUGUGCGUUUGUUUUAGUCACACACCUUAAGCGC